This is a messenger RNA of Paramormyrops kingsleyae, 2211 nucleotides long. RefSeq names its product E3 ubiquitin/ISG15 ligase TRIM25. Lineage: Eukaryota; Metazoa; Chordata; Actinopteri; Osteoglossiformes; Mormyridae. Gene Ontology annotation, molecular function: zinc ion binding. The record is from RefSeq and is a predicted model, not a curated record.
CGUCACGUCGUUCACCUGCCGCAUUCCAGAUUUGUUCGACCGCUUCCGUAUUUGAUCUAGUGUGUAGAGAGACCAUAUGUUGUGACCAGCCGGACACAUCUGCCUGUUUAGUUCGCUGGAUUGCGUCCCAUCUGUAUGGGCCUUGAAGACGACUCGGCAUGGCUGGUCCAGUUGAGGAGAACGUGUUAGAGGAGGAGCUGACAUGCCCCGUAUGUCUGGAGCUUUUCCAGGAACCCCAUCUGCUGCCCUGUGGGCACAAUUUUUGUCUUCAGUGUGUGAAGAGGCUGAAGAACAAAGGGAAUGGAUCUUUGAAGUGUCCAGAGUGUAGGAAGAUCCAUCGAUGCAAUGUGCCACUGCAGAAGAACUAUCGGCUGGCCAACAUUGCCACAGAAUACCGUAAGAGAGGCCAGCUGUCAAGUGGAUUGCUAAAGACCGCCCCUGUCAACAUUGCAUGUGACUAUUGUUUGGAUGAGCAAGCUCCUGCAGUGAAGACCUGCUUGAAGUGCGAGGUGUCCAUGUGUGGUGAGCAUCUGAAGCCACAUCUAGAAAGGCCUGCCUUUCGGGAACACCCCUUGGUGAAGCCUUUGGGAGAUCUGAAGAAUAGGAGAUGCCCUGAACAUGAUGAGAUGUUCCGAUACUUCUGCCUGGAUGAUAAAGUGUGCAUUUGCAAUGCCUGCACCAUUGAAGGCCAGCAUGCUGGACACACCAUAAAGACCCUGAAUAACAUCAUGAAGGACCUCAAGGCAUCCCUGGAGAUUCAGCUGCAGAAGACAAACAGGAAAAUAACCAAGACAGAGAAAACCCUGCAGGAGAACCGGAACUACGAGCAUGAAAGCCAGACCUUUUUUGAGGAGACUGCACUACAAGUGGACACGAUGGGCCAGCACCUUCGAGCCGAGCUGGAUGGGUUUCUGUCUGUGUUGAAAGAGUGCAUUAGCACAUCUCUUGGCCUGUCGGAACCGCAAAAAGAGCAAAACCUGAGGAGGAUCAUGAAGGACCAAGCAAGACUGCAGGAGGUCCACACGGGAAUAGAAGCACUCCUGAAAGAGAAUGACUCAUUCUCCUUUGUGCAGGAAUAUGGGUCCAAUGGAAAAAAGCUGAAGAAGCUGCUCAAGAAACCACUAUGUUCCCUGGACUAUGAAAAUGUGGACGUGGAGGGCAUGGCUGAAAGCAUGGAGUCCAAGCUAAAUGAUUUUCAAAUUAAGCUCAAGGAGCGAGUUUCUAAACUCAUAGAACUUGUGGUUGCCAAGCAUGGUGCAGAGGAACAAGGUCAGGAGGUGGAAGGUAGUGACGAUGACGAUGAUGACCACGACGAUGAUGAUGGCGAUGACAGUGAUGAUGAUGAUGAUGAUGAUGAUGAUGAUGAUGAUGACGACGACAGUGAUGAUGAUGAGGAGGAGGAAGAUCAGCAGGAUGUUGAGGGGGAGGAAGAAGAGGAAGUAGAAGAGGAGGAGGAAGAGGACGAAUAAAGGCACUGUGAACUUGUAUUUAAAACCAAUUAAAACUUCAGUUUAAGAUUUCCGUCUCUUCCUAUAAACGGAGCAUUUGGUUUGUGUUUUUGGUGGUGGGGACAUGGCUUCUUGAAGUUUACAUUUACACAGCCUGAGAAAGGUGCAGCAAAAGCCAAAGAGCACUGUCAUCAGUCUCCUCACCAUUCAAUAGGAACAGCAGUGAUUAUGUGGGUGAUCCCUGGUGAAUUCACUGCCAUUUAUGCUUACGUCACUCAUGCAUUUGCAAGUGAUUCUAUUAAUCCGACCUCAUCUCUUGUCUGGGCGCAGUCAUCAUAAUACCUGCUAUUAUGUACAAAGUCAAUCCCAGUGUGGAUGUUUGAACAUAGUACCAUGGCUGCAAAUGCUGUCCCCUGCCAGAUUAUUCUAGAGAUCUUUGCCUAUUCCCAUAUACUCAUGAUAUUUUUUUAAAACAAAAGUACAGGUGGUUUAUCAACCACAGCAGUUUUAUGAUCAAAAACUUAAUUAAAAUUAAAUUAAAUUAAAUGAAUAUAUAUAUUUUAUUUUUAAAUAAUGAUAUGUUCAAAGGAUGGGGUGAUAUGUUCUGAGGAAUGUCCUGCACUCUCCUUUUAUAAUUAUUACGUCUUUUUAUCAUGAUUUUUGGAUCAGCCAGUAAAAAGUGCAUCCUUAAUAUCCCUUAAUCAUUGUCCAUCAUUGCUGUCAAAUGAUCAUUAUGUAAAAAAUAAAUCACUUUGUUACUGGA